UUUAAAAAGUGAAAUUUAAAAUCAAUAAAUCAUAAAUAAAAUUAAUGAAUAAGGUAAUUUUAAAAGAAGGUUGAGCCAAUCAGUCUCCCUCCCGGCAUGCACCGCUCCCGCCCUCCCAGGGCUGACCGUCACAGACCAGCCAGGCUCGUGAUCACGUGACGUCAUUCCCACGCGACACGGCGAGGGCACCACGCGCUACCGGAGCCCAGUGACGUCACUUGCUCCCGGUGACGUGCCCACCCCCCAGCCUCCGCCGCCGCCAUGAAGAUCAAGCGUCAGAAAACCGCCAAGAAAACCCUGACCUUCUACAAGUACAACUUCGGGCUCCGGCAGCCGUACCAGGUGCUGCUGGACGGCACCUUCUGCCAGGCGGCUCUGAGGAACAAGAUCCAGAUCAAGGAGCAGCUGCCCAAAUACCUGAUGGGAGAGGUGCAGCUCUGCACCACCCGGUAUGUCAGCUUCCGCACACCGAGCGCCGCGUGGCCGCUGCGGACUACAUAUCCCGGCAUGCCUCUCUGGCCUUUUACCUGGCCAAGCAUCAUGGGAAAUGGAGUCCCCAACAUCUCGCAUCUAUCCCUGGCCCAUAAUCUGCCUUCCAUGUGGUCAUAUUAUAUCUCUAUAUAUAUCAUGAUCAAUUAUAACACACUGUAUAGGUCAUAUUAUAUAUAUAUAUAUAUAAUGAUCAAUUAUAACACUGUAUAGCUCAUAUUAUAUAUAUCAUGAUCAAUUAUAACACACUGUAUAGCUCAUAUUAUAUAUAUCAUGAUCAAUUAUAACACACUGUAUAGCUCAUAUUAUAUAUAAUGAUCAAUUAUAACACUGUAUAGCUCAUAUUAUAUAUAUCAUGAUCAAUUAUAACACUGUAUAGGUCAUAUUAUAUAUAUCAUGAUCAAUUAUAACACACUGUAUAGCUCAUAUUAUAUAUAUCAUGAUCAAUUAUAACACACUGUAUAGCUCAUAUUAUAUAUAUCAAUGAUCAAUUAUAUAUCACAAUUAUAACUGUAUAGCUCAAUUAUAACACACUGUAUAGCUCAUAUCAUGAUCAAUUAUAACACACUGUAUAGGUCAUAUUAUAUAUAUCAUGAUCAAUUAUAACACACUGUAUAGGUCAUAUUAUAUAUAUCAUGAUCAAUUAUAACACACUGUAUAGCUCAUAUUAUAUAUAUCAUGAUCAAUUAUAACACACUGUAUAGCUCAUAUUAUAUAUAUCAUGAUCAAUUAUAACACACUGUAUAGCUCAUAUUAUAUAUAAUGAUCAAUUAUAACACUGUAUAGCUCAUAUUAUAUAUAUCAUGAUCAAUUAUAACACUGUAUAGGUCAUAUUAUAUAUAUCAUGAUCAAUUAUAACACACUGUAUAGCUCAUAUUAUAUAUAUCAUGAUCAAUUAUAACACACUGUAUAGGUCAUAUUAUAUAUAUCAUGAUCAAUUAUAACACACUGUAUAGCUCAUAUAUUAUAUAUAUAUAUAUAUAUAUAUAUAUAUAUAUAUAUAUAUAUAUAUAUAAUGAUCAAUUAUAACACACUGUAUAGGUCAUAUUAUAUAUAAUGAUCAAUUAUAACACACUGUAUAGGUCAUAUUAUAUAUAUAUAUAUAUAUAUAAUGAUCAAUUAUAACACACUGUAUAGGUCAUAUUAUAUAUAAUGAUCAAUUAUAACAUGUGUGAUGUCGCGAACCGUUCGGAACUAAUUAUAACACACUGUAUAGGUCAUAAAAUAUAUAUAUAUAUUGUGAGUGCACCUUGUUUAUAUUUUUUAUAUUUAUCACCGCCAGAGGUGGGCACCCAGGCAAGAAUAUUUUGAUUUUUUACAAAGGGUGAGUGCCAAGUUCAUGAUAUAUAUAUAUAUAUAUAUAUUAAUAUAUAUAUAUUAAUAUAAUAUAAUUUUUUAUUUUUUUUUGGAUCAAUUAUAACACACUGGUCAUAUUAUUUAUAUAUAUAUAUAUAUAAUGAUCAAUUAUAACACACUGUCUAGGUCAUAUUAUAUAUAUAAUGAUCAAUUAUAACACACUGUCUAGGUCAUAUAUAUAUAUAUAUAUAUAAUGAUCAAUUAUAACACACUGUAUAGGUCAUAUUAUAUAUAAUGAUCAAUUAUGACACACUGUAUAGGUCAUAUAUUUUUUAUAUAUAUAUAUUUGUACUGGAUAUUCCUUGCACUCAGGCGGUAGUUAAAAGGACCACUAUAUAGUCACCCAGACCAUUUCAGCUCAAUGAAGUGGUCUGGGUACCAGGUCUCUCAGGUUUUAACCCUUCAGAUGUAAACAUAGUAGUUUCAGAGAAACUGCUAUGUUUACAUUGAAGGUUAAUCCAACCUCUAGUGGCUGUCUUCCUGACAGCCACUAGAGUCCCCUUCCGAAAUCCUCAAUGCGAAAAUCUAAUUGAGGACAUGCUGACGUCCAUAGGAAAGCGUUGAGUAAUGCUUUUAUAUGGGCGGUUUGAAUGGGCGUGCGGCUCUGGCCGCGCAUCUGGAUCCGACAUUGGUUUGGGGAGGAGAGAUCACUGGCGCUGGAAAAAGGUAAGUGGCUGAAGGGGUUUUAACUGCUUCAGCCCUGAGGGAAGGGCGGGACCUGGCACUCUAGUGCUCCUUUAAUUAAAGUGCCGGGUGCAUUCAGCAGGGGUAACAAAAUGUAGAAAUCACUGUAGAAAAGCUUGCACUCAUGGUCUUCUCCAUUUAAAAAGUCAAAAUGUAUUGAAACAAGUUAAAAAAUACAGACCAAUGUUUCAUUCUCUGUCCAGGACAUUCAUCAGGAUCAAGGAUUUGUUAAAAACUAGUUAACCCACAAUAUAUAGCCCAGUGAAAUAAGACAAUUGACUUACCCCAGGUGAACCGUGUACCGCCGCCAGCGUCCCACUGUGCAAAGUGCGCAGUAAGCUCCUCCCCUACUUGCCGUAAGGACAUGAUCUCUGUUGCCUAGGCGACUGCUACAAACUACGAUUGCCGCGGCAGACUCCAUAUGGGGGGAAACUACCCAUCGGACAAUGAGUGUGCUGUGUUCCGAUAGGGCAAACAAAGCAGGACUUAUAUUAUAUUUAAAGCCAUAAAAAUAGACACACAUAUUGUACACAGCAAAUCUAUGUAAAAAAUAAAUAAAGUGCCCAAGUUGGGGAUGUUAACUAAAGUGAAAAUAGUGCCCAAUAGUGCAAUAUUUAAUGUGCAGCGUAAAUAUUGUCAAAGGGUGACCAUACAUAACCAACACACCCAAUAUCCACUGGUUUUUUUUUUGUUUGUUUUUUUUUUUUUUUAAAAAGAAACAUUAUAUUUGAAACAAGCACAAACAAAUAAUCUCUGAGGAAUAUUAACUGAAAAAUAUAAAAAAAUACAUUAAGGAGCUUAUAAAAAAUAUGAUAAAACCUCAUUAAGUCUUUGUGGGGCAAUGGUUUCUAAUUGAAAUAUCCAAAACAUCUCUCUGUUAAGUAGAAGCUUCCCACGGUCUCCACCUCGUUUAGGUAUUGGGACGUUGUCUUUGCCUAAAAAUUUGAGCGUUGUUAGUGGAUGUUUAAAUUCCAGGAAAUGUUUAGCCACUGGUUGAUCCGGCCGUCCAUCUCUAUAUGCCACACAUAUGCUGGACCUAUGUCCACUGAUCCGUUCGCAUAGUGGCGUUUCAGUCUUGACUAUAUAGGCCAAGCCACAUGGACACGUAAGUUUUAUAUGUAAUUGUGUGACGGAUCUGGUAGAUAUGGUUGCUAUGUGGGUGACUAAAAGUACGUGAGGGUGUCAUAUGCCCACACUUGACGUAUCCUAAGCAUCUGACACUGCCUCAGCCAUAAUAAUUUGCAACUUUAUCAAUAUUUAUUUUGGGUGUAUACAGUAUACCCAAAAUACACAAAGAUCCCACUAACAACUCUCAAUUUUUUAGGCAAAGACCAUGUCCCAAUACCUAAGCGAGGUUAUAUCAUACCAUUUUUUUUUUUUUUUAUAAAGCUCCUUAAUGUAUUUAAAAUAGUUUCAACGGUAAAUAUUGGGUGUGUUGUGUAUGUACGGUCACCCUUUGACAAUAUUUACUCUGCACAUUAACUAUUGCACUAUAUUCACUUUAGUUAACAACCCCUAACUUGGGAACCUCGGCACUUUUUUAUAUAUAUAAAAUAUUUUUUUUUAUAUAUAUGCCUAUAGUAUCCCUUUAAGCAUUUAUGGUGCUCAGAGUGACCUUUUAGCCCUGCCCCUAAUAUAGGGGAAAUGGGAUAACGCUAAGGUGGAUCAGUCCCCCUUCUUCCUAAAAAGAAAACUUAAAAAGGGAUUAACAACAUUGCUUUCAACUGCUGUGUGGUCAUCAGUACUGGUGAGAUCCUGGCAAAGAGGAUGAUUCUCACAGUGAAGCAUUACGUUGUAAGGCACAUACAUUAUAUUGGCUGCAUUAUAUCUGUAAUACUUCUCACAGAGUAAAGCAUUGACAUCAUCACAUCUCUAUGAUAAGUGAGUAGUAUAGCACCCUUAUAGCUUUUUGACAGCUAGGUUGGUGCAGCCUAGACAAUUUAUAAAAGUGUACGUUUCUUUUUAGCUGAAGUGCUUUACGCUUCUGUCUUAUUAACACUCAAUUCCUUAUAAUGGCAGUAAAAUAUUUCAUAGUGGACACCAGGGGUGCCCAAUUCCCAUGAUGCUUUGCAUGCCUUUAGAAUGCAUUAAAAUUAGAAAGCUUCAUCGUUUUAAAACAUCUGUGGGAUUUACAUUUUGGGCACCCCUGGUAUUUCAUCCUCUCUCCAGCCCAUACAGGAUCUUGUAUGGCAUGUGUGUGCAAGCAAAAAAUAUUCAAAGGUGGCUCUUAAAAUGAUGCUCUCGUACCUAAUGCAUGUUACAGGGUUUUAUUGCAGCGGAGCUCACACUUGAUAUGACUUUGGGGCUCUAAUUCUCUUGUUCACUCUUCAUUUCACACUGCGGCUGUGUUCUUGUGAGUGAACAUGAGACAUGACAAAUUAGAACAAAAAUAUUCAAAUCUGAAAUUAGCUCGUUUGAAUUGGAGAUUUGUUUUAUUCCAUCUGUACUCUAUUGAAAUAAAUGUCGCAAGGUGUCUGUUGCUUCAUCACGACUUAUUUUCAGUGAACAGCCCCCAAGACAUACAAAUUACUGUUUAUCAAGUAGACCCCUAUGUAGUAUCAUCAUUGUCUACUGAAGCAAUGCUGCCAUUUAUAUGCCUAAGAAUGAACACAUUGAUUUCUCAUUGACAUUUCUUCUGUGAUAAAUAAUGCCCUCUUCAUUUAUUCAUUUGGCCGAUAGAUCCAGACCUUGCUGGACAUGUUCAUUAUUCUAAGUAAAGAUUGCUUUCUGAACACAAGGAAUCAUUCUAUCGGCGUAUAACAGACAGUGAAAUAUUUCAUUCUGUGCCGAGCUGCCCAGGAAUAUAACAUUGUUCUUUUUGUUUCUUUUCAGCUGCGUUCUAAAGGAACUGGAAUCCUUGGGGAAGGAACUGUACGGCGCUAAAUUAAUCGCCCAAAGAUUUCAAGUGAGGAGUUGUUCUCAUUUCAAGGAUCCUGUCAGUGGCUCAGCAUGCCUUUUAUCCCUGACGGCAGACAACAACCCGCACCAUUAUUUCAUUGCCACACAGGUAUCUGUGAGAAAAGCCAUCUGCAAACAAUUUGUGUUUCUGGAUGUGCCGUCCUGCUUAGUUACCUGAUUUGAGUUUAGUUGCCAGGAAGUAGAGCAGCUCUGGGACUAACUGUGCAUACUGUGGGUGAGAGACGUGAGCUACACACAGCGGAGCGAUGCUUAUUUGUGUAGUUAUUAUUUUUAUUUAGAAAGUGCUAGUUCACCUCAGCUCUGUGCAAUGGCAGACUGAACAGAACAAAGCUUUGCGAAGAACUGAAAGGUUUGAAUCUUAGCAAGUCACAUAGGACAACUAUAAUAAAAGCGAUAUAAAAUUGGAAAGAAAUGUUGUUUACACUUUCAGAAGUGUGUUUGUGUUUUGAAUUUGUGUUUUAAGAUGGCGCCCAGACUCUCCUGCAACUAUAAUUAUAUUGUGCUUGUUAUAUGGGAGUGUUCAUUUAUGCUGUUGAAAGAUAUAGUAUAAACAGUGGAGUACCGAAACUGAUAAAAACGGUAACAAGUAUGGGAAGUUGCCAGAAAACGAGAUCCUAAAAGUGAAAAAUAAGAAUAAAAUCACAUUUAAAGAAGGUCAAGCAGAGGUGAAAUUGAGAUGUAGUAAAACCGCUAUGGGCAAGGCUCUUCAAAAGCUUGAACUUUAGCAAGAAAGUUGAACAGAAGUUGGGUCAGGAGAGCAAUAAUUUGAGGAGACUAUCCUAGUUUCCUUGCAGAAACGGCAAGUAAGAAUAAAGGAGAUUUAAAGGGGUACCGUGAAAACCAUAACCACUGUAACUAACGUGGAUUGCCAUCCACGGUUGAACAGGCUAAUGUGAAAGUUCAUCAAGCCACAACAGAGAGGCAGGGCUAUAGCCAAAACUUAUAUAUAUAUUUUUUUUUUUUUUUUCGUCAAAUCACUUACAUGGGAUAAUGCCCAUAGACUCUUUGCACCGUAAUCUGUUCAAUAAGCUGUAGUAGUUUAUAGUGCAUAGAGUGGGGUAUUAAGGGAUUGUUGAGGGGAAACAUGCCAAAAGUCUUUAGAUUCUUUCUGACAGGGGGAAGAUUUUUAUUUUUUAUUUUUUUUAUCCUGAGAAAGAUUAUACACUGUGUGUGGAAGAUGAUUGUUCUCUUAGCAUUCUAUUAUCAUUUUAGCAAACAGAGUUGAGGAUAUGGCUGUAAUAUAGCACUAUGUACCAGUGUGGCUCUUUGCUUCACAGUGCUGGUGUCCUCAGUCCCAUGGUGACAUAUACACAUUUUCCUUAACCAAGGAUUAUUGUAGCAGGUUUGAUAAAGUUCUGGUUUAAAAGGACAGUAACGUAAUCAUGGUUUAUGAAGAUACAUUGGUUUUGGUUUGUGUAUAACCGGUUGAUGCAGUGACACUAGAUAUUGAGAUGUUACUUUUAAUUGUUCAAAGGCCUGCUGCUUCUCUCCCAUGCAAACCUUUAUAGCAGUAAAUGCUAUCUAACCAUUUGUCUCACGUAAGAUCACCGGUAAUGUAGUCCACUGUAGUUGCAGUACUGCAGAUCAGCUAUCACUGGGUUUUGUGUGAGCUACUUAAAGCAACAAUGUGAUGUGAAUCUAAGUAAAUAGGUAGUGAUGUAGAACAAAGCCAGAUGGCUACUGUCACCAAUGAAACAGUGUAAGACAGGGAAAGGUGGAAGAUUUAUAGCAAACCAUAACAGAGAUUACCGUUGGGAUCCUUUUAUUGUGUCUUGUGUUUAUAUGUUCAAUGCAGCUCUGUGCAGUCUCUUCCUAUUAAUAGAAACUGAUCAUCUCCAGGAGCCCUAAAAUCCGUUACCGGUUUCCUUUUAUAAAGAUGGUUUAGAAUUGAAUGUGUGUCUUAACAUUCCAGAAGUCAGUUUAUUUUGUGGGUAUCGAGAUUGACCUGAAUAUAUUUAUAGAUGCAGCAGGUUUUCUUCCCUGACAUCACUGAUUAUUUAAAGCCGCUCUGUCACCUUCUGAGGUCUUUGUAUAUUUUGCUAAUAUCCCAGAUGGUGACUUUGCCCCUUGCAGUGAGGUGGCCUCAAGGUGCAUUGCAAGGUAGUUUUUAUUUACGUGAACCUGUCCCUCGCGGAUAGCGACAUAUUCUUUCGCGAGGUGCUAUUCACCUUCUGGCAUUUCAUUUGUCAGGAGCCAAUGUCCGUGCUGGCAGUUAUUUCCCCUCAGUCGUCACUAGUGCCAGCUGAGAGCAUGACAAAAGCUAACUCCGCCAUUUUAAAACGUAAGAAAAUUACAAAACUAAGCUUAACUCAUAGACCUAUAAAUUAUGGAAAAAAAAUAAAAAAUUCUUCUGUGGCAUUUUGCUGUUAAGGCACUAUGUUUAAGAAUUUAGCCGUCUCUUAAACUAUAUAGUGAAGUAGGACCCACACUACAUCUGUCCCCUUUUUCCACCAUUUAGCACUGUGCUGCUCUGUAGUCUUGUUUCAUCUAACUGGUAUUUUAUUUAAAGAGCACAACAUGUUCCUUGUCUUUGUGGAAUAGACAGAUAGUUAAUUGGAAAGAUUACAAUUUGACAUGUUGAGACAGUCGAUCAUUCCAUAGUGAAAUGGCAAGGGAAGACCUUGUAAUCUAUAAUCAAAUCUUUAAAGGAACAGUCUGUGGUUCAAAAACGUAGAUGUAUUUUUAACCUUAGUGUCUCUGUGAGGGAGAAAGAGUAUGUUAACCCUGACUGCGGGCGCCUGGUUACUUAAAUGGUGACUAAGGCUCUAUAGCUGUAGGAAUACACAUUUUUAUUCCGAACACUUUGAAUUUACCUCUAAUCCAGGGGUCCUCAAAAUCUGGCCCCCCAGAUGUUGCUGAACUACAACUCCCAUGAUUCUUUGAAUUACAUAGAUAUCAUGGGAGUUGUAGUUCAGCAACAUCUGGGGGGCCGGAGUUUGAGGACCCCUGCUCUAAUCCAAUGCAGCUGCUCCCCUUCUUCUAACACACAUUAUUAAGCCCUGUAUUUAAACUCCCACUACUCCUGGGCAACAGCAAUAACUAAAAUAAGUAUCAGCCCCAAUAUAGUUUAAAGAGUAAAAAAAGUCACCUGUGCACUAUCCCAUAUUCCUACGCACAUUUAAAUAACUGAAGGUUUUAUACAGGGUUAUUAACUAAAGUGAGAAUUCCAGGUGGAUUAAAAGUGUAUUACAAAUAUAAGCCAACAUAGAUCAAUUGGAAAGGCUCUCCAAGUGAUAUAUGCUCUUAGUUAGACUAUUUUGGCCUUGAUUUGAAAUUCACUUGGAAUUCUCAAUUUAGUGAAUAACUUUUAGUAUCACUCCAGUGGCAAUUCUUUUGGCCUCCACAUAGAAGAACUUGCAUCUAAACUUUAUCCAAAACUAGGUGCCCUGUACAGAAACAAAGCCUGCCUAAGUCCUACAGUAAAGGAAAAGAUUGUACAGCAAAUGCUGAUGCCAAUUAUUGAUUAUGGGGAUGUAGUAUAUGCAUCUGCACCGCAAUCCCACAUUAAUAAAUUCAAUACAUUGUAUAACUCGUUCGGCCGCUUUGUGCUACAAUGUAAUUACAUGACCCACCAUUGUAACAUGCUAAAAGAACUAAAUGGGCUGUUGCUGGAAUCCAGACACACCCUUCAUCUUUCCAGCCUUGUGUUUAAGCGCUUUUUUGGGAAACUCCCACCCUACCUGAGCAAAAUGCUCUCCUCUGCUGUUCCCACCUCCUCUAACCCCCGAUCCUGUACCAGCACUUUAUUUAGUCUACCUCAAUACAAAACGAAAGCCGCCCAAUCCUCCUUCUCCUACAGAGCGCCGCAAUUGUGGAACGACCUCCCGCACACUUUAAAAUCUUCCCCAAGCCUUAAGUCCAAGUUUUGUUUUUAUAUAUAUAUAUAUAUAUAUAUAUCUCUAUCUCUAUAUAUCUAUAUCUAUAUCUCAGUUUCAGAGAAACUGCUAUGUUUAUAAAUGGGUUAAUCCAGCCUCUAGUGGCUGUCUCAUUGACAGCAGCUAGAGGCGUUUGCGUGCUUCUCACUUUGAAAAUCACAGUGAGAAGACGCCAGCGUCCAUAGGAAAGCAUUGUAAAUGCUUUCCUAUGAGACUGGCUGAAUGCGCGCGCAGCUCCUGCUGCGCAUGCACAUUCAGCCAAAGAGGAGGAUCGGAGAGGAGGAGGAGAGCUCCCCGCCUGGCACUGGAAAAAAGGUACGUUUUUUAACCCUUUCCUCUCCCCAGAGCCCGGCAGGAGUGGGACCCUGAGGGUGGGGGCACCCUCAGGGCACUAUAGUGCCAGGAAAACGAGUGUUUACCUGGCACUAUAGUGGUUCUUUAAGAGAUUCCUCUCUAUACACCUCAAAACAAAAUGCACGUGUUAUGGUUGAUUAGUGGAGGAUGCCUCAAAUGUGUCAGUCUAACACUGGAAAUAAACAUUGGCCUAUCUGCCCAGUUUUACCAUUUUUAUGUAGAAAUGAUUUGUAUACAUUGAUUUAAUUCCCUUCCACCGGGCUUUAUCUGACAUAGACAUUGUCUUGUGACAGUGAAAUAUUUUUGGUGAGCACGGAACAAUUCAGGCGCAUCACUUAGAAUGUUCUGUGUCUUCUUGUGAUGACUUUCUGUUAUCCACACAUUGAAUCAUAAUCCUCUCUACAAAAUGCUAAUGCAAGCUGUACAAAGCACUGUAUUCUUUCCUAAAUGAUAAUCUGUUCUGUGUAUCAUAUUUCCCCUGUGCUUUAAUCCAUUGUAAAUUCAUUAGCAUACUUGUAAGACUAGGAUGUAAAAAAACAAACAAAUGUAGUUUGUUAAAUAUGUGCUACGCAAACCUUACAUAGUAAUGUAGAAUGGAAGGAGACUCUGGUCCAUCAAGGUCAAGUUGUCACACAUCCUUCUCUUUUGGUCCAUUUUUUUUGUAUAAAUAGAUUUUUUUUAUUUUUUUUUUUUAUUAUUAUUAUUUUUUUUAUUUAUUUAUUUUUUGUCUCCCCUGAAAGAUCCUUAUUUAAAGAAGCCAAAGGUUAAGGAGUAUUUCUAUAGGUAGUUUUGUAUCUUUAGUUGGCUACUGCCAAUAUCUCACUGGUUCAAGGGAUAGGUAGUCAUGAUACAGUUGAGAACACUUGAAAUAUUAUUACUCGCAUUUAUUACGUGCCAACAAAUUCUGCUGUGCUGUUCAAUUGGGGAGAAAGACAGUACAGUAUAAACAGACCAAUACAAAUGUUAGAGUGCCGUGAGCUGAGGUCUAGCCACUGAAACUCUUUUAUACAGAGUACUUUGCAAGAUAGCUCGAUUGCUCACAUUUAGGUAAAUGGUAGGGUGAUUAUUUCUCAGCAGUGGUGCUGCCGUAGUGACCAGAAUUAAUACGCCAUACAAAUUAAGGAGCAGCGCACACACAGAAAAUACAGUUAAACAUUUUUACAGGGCUUAAAAUCACCUAUCUCCACAAACAAAUAAUAAAAAAAGAAACUUAAAACAGUAUUUUUUUUAUUUUUUAAAUAAACUGUAUUGUCCUACUUCCAGAGAUGAACUCUGUAUGUAGAUGUUAACUGGAGAGAAAAGAAUUAGAAUGUAUAUUCUCUUAAUUUGAACGCUACACACCAAGUGAUAGUUGUGGUCAGAUAUCGAAUCCAAAGAUAUAUAUAUAUUUCUCCAAUGUCCCUAACUUUCAGACUUUAUUGCGUGAUGUCUAUGUAGGGGGAUUGGAUAGUAGAGAGUCAAAUUUUUUUUUUUUCUAGGAUACAGGGAACAGGAGGCUUAAUACCAAUAACUCAGCAGAGGAAUAUAGUGAAAUACUAUUGAGAAGUAUGUGUUAUCUCAAAGUCUACAAUCUCUCUUGUACUGGUUUAUGUCAAUAUGAUUCAAUAGAAAAAUCCCCGUGAGAGGUACCGUAUAUACUCGAGUAUAAGCCGACCCGAAUAUAAGCCGAGGCCCAUAAUUUUACCCCAAAAAACUGGGAAAACGUAUUGACUCGAGUAUAAGACUAGGGUGGGAAAUGCAGCAGCUACUGGUAAAUUUCAAAUAAAAUUAGAUCCUAAAAAAAUUAUAUUAAUUGAAUAUUUAUUUACAGUGUGUGUAUAUGAUGAAUGCAGUGUGUGUGUAUGAAUGCAGUGUGUGUAUGAAUGCAGUGUGUGUGCAUAAAUGCAGUGUGUGUGUAUGAGUGCAGUGUGUGUGAUGCAGUGUGUGCUUGUGUGGCAGAGCCUUGGGGGGGUGGGCAUUUUUAUAAAAAUAAAAAAAUAUAUAUUAUUUUAAUUUUUUUUUUGUUAUAUUAUUUUUUUUAUUAUUUAUAUAUUAUUAAUAUUUAAAUAUUUUUUUAUUAUUAUUAUUUAUAUAUUAUUAAUUAAUAUUAUUUAAAUUUUUUUGUUAUUUUUUUUAAUUAUUAUUAUUAUUAUUAUUUAUAUAUUUUUAAUUUAUUUAUUUUUCGUCCCCCCUCCCUGCCAUGUAUCUCCUUCCCUGGUGGUCCAAUGGCAUUGGCAGUUCAGUGGGGGGAGGAGGGGGGCUGGCAGGAAGCACUUACCUCUCCUGCAGCUCCUGUCAGCUCUCUCCUCCACCGCGCUGGUCCGUGCAGCUCCUCUCUCAGCUCACACUGUAAGUCUCGCGAGAGCCGCACUAUGACCCCGCGGCUCUCGCGAGACUUACACUGGGAGCUGACCGAGGUGCUGACCGGACCGGCGCGGAGGAGGAGGGAGCUGACAGGAGAGCUAAGUAACAGCUCUGCCAGCCCCCAGUCUGUAUUAUGGCAAUGUAAAUUGCCAUAAUACAGACUGACUCGAGUAUAAGCCGAGUUGGGGUUUUUCAGCACAAAAAAUGUGCUGAAAAACUCGGCUUAUACUCGAGUAUAUACGGUAAGUACAGAUAUAGCUUUGAUAUGAUUUAAGGAAAAAUAGAAGCAAAGUAUCUAUGUAAGUUUGACUUGGACAUAGUCACACUUUUACAAUGUUGUAACACAAGGAAUGUGUAAUUGGCAACAAUUGCUUGAACCCUCUAGCACAUGGGGUUGAUAGCUUGUAUUUGUAAAUACAGCCCCUGAAGCUGAAAUACGUAUUUGUAUAUUCCUAAUUUGCUGUCUCUAUUUCAAAAGAAUCAUACUGUGGUUCUUCCAUUAAUUCAAAGUAAUUCAGCUUGUGCUUAAGCUCAUUAGAUGUCCACAGACUGAGACAGAAAUAAAGUAGAAAUAAAAUGAAAUAAAAUAAAGAAGCCUCUCUCCCUUGUAAUUUCACUAGACAGAGGUAAAAGAAAUAAAGGAAUCGAAAUGAAGUGCUAAUCAAACGAAACCAUGCUUGUAAGAUGUGUAAAAGUGCCCUGUGAGAAAAGAAAACCUGACGCGCGUUUCGGUGCACAGACAUGUGCACCUUCUUCAGGGCACUUUUAAGCAUGGUUUCAUUUUAUUAGCACUUCAUUUCGAUUUCUUUAUUUCUUUUACCUCUGACUGUCUAGUGAGAUUACAAGGGAGAGAGGCUUCUUUAUUUUAUUUCUAUCUAUUUUCUAUAGGAGGUAUAGCCGAUUUAGGCUUUGGAUUCUAUAUCUAACCACAACUAUCACUUGGUGUGUAGCAUUCCAAUUCCUUUCUCUCCAGUAAACACCUACAUACAGAAUUCUUCUCUGGAAGUAGGACAAUACAGUUUAUUUCACAGACCAACAGGGGUCAAGCCCUGAGACACCACUGGAGUGUAUCUUUGGUGUGUUAAUUUCAGAGUAGGGGAUUCUGUAUAGAAGACCUCCCUACCCUGACUAUUAUCUCUUUAAAGCGGCACUGUCAUGCCGAAUUCUGUUUUUUUUUAACCCCCCUCCCGCCUCCACUACAUCCAAUUGACCAACUAGUCACCCCCAAAUGCCCCUAAGCCCCCCACAUUACCUAUUUUUAAAUCUUUAUUUUCUGCCCCGAUCUAUAUUCAGGGCGCCGCCAUCUUUAUGUGGGUUGGUGAAGUCCCUGUGGGACACGUCAUCAGCCCACACUAGGCAGACUGUGAGAUUCCCGCACAUGCCCAGUGAAACACCUGGACAUGCGAACGGGAAUUUCAUCUAUUCAUUCAUCCAUCAGACAGACAGACGAAUGAGUGAAUAGAAAGAUCAGCCGAACAAACAAACACUAUGUAUCAGUGUUAGUUUGUUCGUGCAGGUUAUUACAAGGAGGGAGCUACCGGCACGCAGCUCUCUCCUUGUAAUAUGUAACUAUAGAAGCGGCAGGGAGCAGUGCUCCCCACCACUUCAUAAGCCCCCCAGGCCCCCCUCACUCUAUGGGGGUCAAUAUGACCCCCAUAAUAGCACAAGGGAGAUAAAAAUCUCCAAAAUGCCCCUACUCGCUAUACCGCGAGUAGGGGCAUGUCCACUAAACAGUGAGCAGCCUGUGGCUGCUCACUGUAAAAAAACAACAACAAAAAAACAACUAUUGGCCCCCACCCCUAAACAGUGAGAAUGAGGGGGGGGGGCAGUACUCCCCCCACCCCUGGGCGGCGGGUGGGGGCCAUAAUGAGAAUGGGGGGGGGACCUACUGUCCUACCCCCCGCCCCCGACCCUGGGCGGCGGGUGGGGGCCAUAGUGAGAAUGAGGGGGGGGGCAGUACUCCCCCCCCGCCCCCACCCCUGGGCGGCGGGUGGGGGCCAUAAUGAGAAUGGGGGGGACCUACUGCCCCCCCCCAGCCCCCACCCCUGGGCGGCGGGUGGGGGCCAUAGUGAGAAUGGGGACUACUCCCCACCCCUGGGGCGGGUGGGAUAAUGAGAAUGGGGACCUACUGUCCUAGCUCGCCCCACCCCUGGCUACGGGCGGGUGGGGCCAUAGUGAGAAUGAGGGGGGCAGUACUCCCCCCCACCCCCCAAGGCGGGUGGGGGCUUUAGGGUUAAUGAGGGGGGACCCACUGCUUCUCGUCCCCACCCUGGGCGGGUGGGGGCCAUAUUGAGAAUGGGGGGGGACCUACUGCCCCCCCCCGGCCCCCACCCCUGGGCGGCGGGUGGGGGCCAUAGUGAGAAUGGGGGGGGACCUACUCCCCCCCCGGCCCCCACCCCUGGGCGGCGGGUGGGGGCCAUGAAAAUAAUGAGGGGGGGGGACCUACUGUCCUCCCCCCCCGGCCCCCACCCCUGGGCGGCGGGUGGGGGCCAUAUGUGAGAAUGGGGGGGGGACCUACUGCCCCCCCCCGGCCCCCACCCCUGGGCGGCGGGUGGGGGCCAUGAAGAUAAUGAGGGGGGGGGGACCUACUGUCCUCCCCCCCGGCCCCCACCCCUGGGCGGCGGGUGGGGGCCCUAAGUCAAUUACCCCCCCGUCCCCCAAGGUGACUAGGGGUCCCCAAGCCCCUAGUCACCCACCCCCACCCAAAAAAAAAAACAAGUCCCUACCUACCCCCCUCACCGUAUAAAAUAGUGAGGGGGGGGAUAAAAUAACUAACCUGUAAAAUAAAAUUAAACUUACCAUUCGACGUCUUCUUUUUUCUCAAAUCUUCUUUUUUCAGCCCCAAAAAAGGCCAAAUAAAAAAACCAUCAUAACCGUCGAAUUGAAAAUAAAAUAAAAAUCCCGAGCGCAAAAAAAAAACCCGACGAAAAAAAAAAAACCCGAGCGCAAAAAAAUAAUCCAUCUUCACCCAUGGAGGGCUCCGCGCAGACUGAGCUCCGCAGAGCGGGGGAAGGCUUAUAAAGCCUUGCCCCGCCCUGCAAUUAGGCUAAGAACUAAAUUAAAUUCCGAUCCGAAUAAAAUGCCGAAUUGCGUUCUAAAAGAAACGAACAGACUGUUCUCAUUCAGUUAGAACGCAAUUCGGCAGUUUUGUGGAAAGUGACAGGAAGCAUUGUGGGAACACAGAGGAAAGCUAGGGAUCAUGGGAAAAUUGCUCUGACCAGCGGAAAUGAAGCACACUUUGCUCCUCCGCUGGUCAGAGCUGGUCAAGCGGAAAUCCUCCAUAAGGCAAAGAGUCCCUACUUUGUCUUAUGAUUUUAAAGAAAACUAAAGAAGAUAGGAAGAAAAGAAGAACAGAUCCUGAGAGAGGGGGAGAAGAGGAAGAGAUUGAGGAAAGGUAAGUUCGGCAUGACAGUGCCGCUUUAAGUAUUUGUGUGUGUGUGUGUGUGUGUGUGUGUGUGUGUGUGUUCCUUAAUCUGCAUUUUGUAUUCAUUUUGGUCUCUAUGGCAGCACUGUUGCCUAGAAAUGCAUGUUCAGUGUGUGCCCUCAAUUCCUUUUGGGUUGAGCACCCCACCCAGCCUCCAGCUUCAGAUGCCCCAUUGGAGGCUAUCACAGAAAAGUAUGAAUUUGAAGAGGUUUUAGAUAGUUGUCACUUUAAUAAUAAUUUUUAUUUGAUAUAGAGCAGAUAUAUCAUAUGUAUUGUGAGUAUAUACAUUAAAGCACAAUUACUUUUAGUUUUGACACUGUGGUUUUUAUCACAUUCAUUUUGCAUUAUAUUUAUUCACAAUGCUCUUACAACAGAUUAAUUGGAUGCACUUUAUUUUAUUUAGCACAAUUUAAUUUGUCUCCUAUGUUAAAAUUAUUGUUGGACUAUGGCAUAGUGGUGGGCUUAACUCAAUAUCACUAUAUGGUGAAACUGAAUCCCAUAUCUGUGUGCUAAGAUACUCGAGUUCAAGUAGCCUUGUAAAAUGUAAAACUGUAUUUUUGUGUGCCUACUGUUUCUUAAAGGGACACAGUCACCAGAACAACUACAGCUUAAUGUAGUGGUUCUGGUGUAGCAUGUUCCUGUUGCCAUUUAAAUGUAAACACUGUCUUUUCAGAGAAAAGGCAGUGUUUACAUUACUGCCUAGUAACCCCUCUAGUGGCAGUCUUUCAGUCAGUAGAGGUGUGUCCUGGGUCAGUGCUGAACCAUGUUCUCUGCAUUGAGGCGCCAAACUAUGUUUCUAUGUAAACUUUCCCCAUAGAGAUGCAUCGAGGAGAUGCUGAGUGACGCAGCAAAGCGUAUUGCUGUGCAUGCGUUAUAGCCUCCCAAUGCUUUUCUAUGGGAAAGCAUUGGAUUGGCUGAGACCAUCAAGUGUGAUCUCAUUCAAGGGGCGGGGCCAGCCACAACCAGGUCCUUUUCAACUAGAGGAGGUGGUGGGGGAAGGCAGCGGCCCAAAUGGCUAUUUAGACCUAUAGUAUCAGGAAUACACAUUUGUAUUCCUGACACUAUAGUGUUUCUUUAAUUUUAUACUUGGGGAAUUAGUAGUGACCAGGGAUCCCAGGUUAGUUUAUGGUCCUAUUUCACUAAUUUAGUACAGUAUAUAUGUUAGAUUGUGUUGGACGAAUACAUUACUCUUUAAGGCAAAUGUUAAUUUUCUGCAGCUAGUUGAUAUAUUACUGUUUAAAGACACAGUACCACCUGUAUAAAUACUUUCCUGGAAUUUGGUUUAUUUAUAGAUCUUUUAGAUCCAUGUCUAUAAGCGUUGAGUGUUUAAUUUUGUAUAUGUGUGCAUCUCAUUAUUGCUCACGCACCAUAAUAAAAGUGAAACUGUAUUUCAUGAUAAUGACCAUUUUCUUGUGAAGCAGCGGGCUGCUUUCCCCCGUGUCUUAAUUACUCACUGGAUUAAAUAACUUCUUUCAUUAGGUUGCUUCAUACACUAAGCACAGAUCCAUCUACCACACCAGCUUGUUAAAAUUGCUCUAGUAAUUAUUAUAGCCCUGAAUAUCCUGAUUUUCUAAAUAAAGUUUCCAGAUCCUUUUUUAUUUAUUUUUUUAUUUUUUACGACCCUUACUUGCAAAGUCUGCGCAUCUUUUCAUCUGUUCUUACUAUAAAAUAACUUUGUCCUCUGCUAUAAUUGAAAUCGUUUGCUUUCCUUUCUUAACAGGAUCAGGAAUUGUCAACAAAAUUAAAGAAAAGGGCUGGUGUCCCCUUGAUGUUUAUUAUUCAAAACACCAUAGUAUUGGACAAGCCAUCUCCUAAAUCUCUGGCACAUGUUCAGACUGCCCAGACCAGCCAGCUGGUACCGGUACACCAAAAGAAAAAUAUAGAGCACCUCAAAGAAGAACAGGGGGUGGCAAAGGAUUCUGAACGCAGAGGGAAAAAACGAAAACGCGUAACUGGUCCUAACCCUCUAAGCUGCAUGAAAAAAAAGAAACAAAUUGCACGGCCGCCUACAGCACCCGCUCCCGAACAAUCCAAAAGGAAGAGGAAAAGAAAGCGAAACAAGCCAGCAGGGACAGAUUAAAUAUAUCACAAGGGCUAAUGAUAUUUUUAUAUUAAAAAGAGACUGUUAUAUAUUUUUUUUCUCCAGGCUAAUGGACACGUUGAUACAUCCAUGUGAAUAGGCACAGUUAUUACUAUUUAAACUUUUUAUUCUUUUUUUCAAGUAAUGACCUGUCACAUCAAAUAAAAUAACAUUUCUUUAUUGUGUUUUUGCGUUGUUUUUUUUUAUAAGAAAGUCGAAGCAUGUAAAUAUGACUUUUUUUUUUAAUUUAUUUUUAUUUAUGUAUUUACCUGCUCUUUUCAGCUUGCAAAGUGGUGCAACUGUCUCAUUGAAAGCUUAAAGGGAUCCUAUAGUGCCAGGAAAACAAACCUGUUUUCCUGGCACUAUAGGUUUAAUAGGUCCCCCUAGACAGCCACAGAGGGCAGACUUAGAGCUGCAAUGCAAACAUUGCAGUCCUCUGGAACUGCAAUGUUUUAGAUUGCAGCACUAAGUGCAAAAGGGUCACAACACCCACUCCACUUCAAGGAGCUGAAGUGGUCUGGGUGCCUGCAGUUUCCCUUUUGAAUGAUCGUUGUCCCAAAGAGUGAUGAAUGUCCCUUUAAGAAGAUUUCAAUCGGCAGAACUUUUUUUUUUUUUUUUUUUAAGAACUGAUUAACGAUAUUAAACCACAAAUUCCAAUUACUGGCCAUUAAGAAGUGUUUUGUGUGUAGGACUUCCAGUACUGAAAAUUCCCUGUUACUCGCCUAACGGAAUUUUAAUUGAUGAAACUGGAGGAGUGUAGAUAAAUGACAAGUUAAAAUAUGGCUGUAUAAACACUGAACACAAACAAUAAAAUGCUCGCACAUGAAAAAGCACAUUGAUUUUGAUUUAUUCAGCAUAAUAUCAGAAAUUAUUAAAAAUGUUUUUUUUUUUUUUUUUAACCCCUUAAGGACACAAUUUCUGGAAUAAAAGGGACUCAUGACGGAAUAUUUCCGUCAUGUGUCCUUAAGGGGUUAAAG
Molecule: messenger RNA, 18501 nt
Organism: Pelobates cultripes (western spadefoot toad)
Lineage: Eukaryota; Metazoa; Chordata; Amphibia; Anura; Pelobatidae
Source: the annotation of a GenBank genome assembly